Molecule: messenger RNA, 2155 nt
Organism: Bombina bombina (fire-bellied toad)
Lineage: Eukaryota; Metazoa; Chordata; Amphibia; Anura; Bombinatoridae
Product: transcription factor Sp2-like
Exons: 2
Coding region: 155-1834 (559 amino acids)
Biological process (GO): regulation of transcription by RNA polymerase II
Molecular function (GO): RNA polymerase II cis-regulatory region sequence-specific DNA binding; DNA-binding transcription factor activity, RNA polymerase II-specific
Source: RefSeq, a predicted model, not a curated record
AGAUUUUCCCAUCUUGGUAUGCCAUUACUUCAUCAGACCUGUCCAGCUGUUUGAGGUGCGCAUUGCUCUGUCUAAGGACUGGUAUAAUGAGCUGAACCAUAUCCAAGAAAUUGAUACAUUUAAUCUUUAUCUGUGAGUAUACAAACUGGCCAGUAUGACAGCAACAGCUGCUGUCAGUCCAAGUGAAUAUCUACAGCCAGCUGCCACCUCUGUCCAGGAUACACAGCCUUCUCCUCUGGCUCUUCUUGCAGCUACCUGCAGUAAGAUUGGACCUCCAGCAGUGGAUGCAGCUGUGACACCACCUGUGCCUCCUCGGUCAGCUCGCAAGAGGUUGGUGCCCAUUAAGCCAGCCCCAUUACCCCUGAGUCCAGUCAAAACUGGUAUAGGAUUGCUCUCUGCAAAAGGGAACGUUAUCCAGAUUCAGAGCUCUCAGUUUGGCACAACAGGCACUGGAAAUGGGCAACUUGUAUUUACUAUUCAGAAUCCUGGGGCGAAGUCUGGACGAUUUCAGACUCUGCAGACCCAAAGUCAGACCCUAUCUUCAAAUUUGGGCAACCAGUUCCAAAUAAUUACUGAUGGUACAACAGCCUUGUUUCCACCCACAAUCAGCACUUCAAAACAUGUGCCCAUCAAACCUGCCCCCCCAAAUAAGUCCAACAACCUUAUAAAAUUACUAGGCACUACUAGUAGUGGCCUCACCUUUUCAUUACCUAUCAGCAGCUUAGACUCUUCCACAGAGCCUUGCACCCAAUUGACACUCAAGUCCAGCAAGAAGCUACGCAAGAAACCGUCAUCAACAGUACCAAUACCUGGCUCCCCCACUCAGGAGCAAGUAGAAACAGUAGUAAUAGAGACUACAGCAGAGAAUAUUCUGCAAGCAGGUAACAACCUGCUUAUUGUGCAGAGCCCAGGCAAUAGUCAACAUGCCUUGCUUCAGGUGUUACAGCCCAAAGCAGAAACACAGCUGGUUCAGAUCCCCCAGCAAGCACUGAGAGUUGUUCAGGCUGCUUCUGCUACCUUGCCGGCUGUGCCACAGAAACCAGUGCAGAACACUGAGGUGACGCCCACACAGCUCUUUAUCCGCACACCAUCGGGUGACCUACAAGCUGUUCUGAUGCAAGAGACUCCACCUGCCCCCCAGCAAUGUUCUUCAGUGGCUACAGGGUCGCAGGUAGGACAGCCUGUAACACCAACCAAAAAGAAUCAGAACCGCAAGGAACGAACUCUUCACAAGAUUGCUCCUGUAGGAAGCAUCAUCAACCUUAAUGCUGCACAGCUGGCAGCUGCAGCCCAGGCCAUGCAGACCAUCAGUAUAAAUGGGGUUCCAGUACAAGGUGUUCCCGUCACCAUUACUAACACUGCAGGGCAGGCACAGCUUAGUGUGCAGAAUGUAUCCAACAGCAACAUGACCAUUAGUGGUCUCAGCCCCUCCCAAAUACAGCUUCAGAUGGAGCAAGCCCUGUCUGGGGAGAUACAGCCUGGAGAGAAGAGGAGGAGGGUUGCCUGUACCUGUCCAAACUGCAAAGAUGGAGAGAAGGGGUGGGGCCCCCCUGGCAGGAAGAAGCAUGUGUGCCACAUCCCGGAGUGUGGUAGAAUAUUCCGUAAGACGUCCCUCCUGAGAGCCCAUGUACGUCUUCACGCUGGGGAAAGGCCAUUCGUAUGCAGCUGGGGAUUCUGCACUAAAAGGUUCACCAGAAGUGAUGAACUCCAAAGACAUGCACGCACGCACACAGGUGACAAACGCUUUGAGUGCCCUCAUUGUCAGAAGAGGUUUACAAGGAGCGACCAUGUCACCAAGCACUUCAAGACGCACCUUGUCUCCAAGAAGCUAUGAGCAGAAAGAGACUCCAGACCCAGUGGACAUUUAGAAUAACAUGUUCCCUAUGGGGACUCAAGCCCAAAAUACAGGGAGGUCCAUGGCUCCCUUGGUGACACUGUUUAUAGAGGGACACCAAAAUUCCUAAACCAUUCUGAUUUACCCUCGUGAUGCUGGUGUGUGGGCUCUGCAUGUUGCAGACUGUGCUUGGUAGGCAAUGUAAGGCCCUAGUCUGCAGUAAGGUGUCUCAUGAGAGUAAGCAUAUCCAUUACCUCCUGCUUUAGUAUGAUGGAGUUGUCCUACAGUCAAGACUCCCUGUAUCAUGCAAAAUCGAAGAGA